UUCAUUCCACAAUUUCAUGAAUACUACUGUGUCAUGUUAGUCUGUCACCACACCACAUCCCACCUUCCUUGUUCCUUUCCAACUCUUUUCAUUUCAUUUAAAGCAAUCUCUCUCUCUCUCUCUCUCUCUCUCUCUCUCUCUCUCUCUCUCCAGGCACAGGAUACUACAAUCUUCAGGGAACAUGGGAGUUUGUUUAAGCGCUCAAAUCAAAGCUGAAACUCCUUAUAACACCGGGUUAAAUUCGAAGAAUUCGGCUUCACCUGGAAAUGAUCUGAGCAGCUCAAACAGUAAGGUUUCAGCUGCAUCAGUGCCUCAGACUCCUCGGAGCGAAGGUGAAAUCUUGAAUUCGUCGAAAUUAAAGAGCUAUACUUUAGCAGAACUUAAGUCAGCUACUAGAAAUUUUCGUCCGGAUAGUGUGUUGGGAGAAGGUGGUUUUGGAUCAGUUUUUAAGGGUUGGAUUGAUGAGAAUUCAUUGGCUGCUGCUAAACCUGGUACUGGAAUUGUUAUUGCUGUUAAAAGACUUAAUCUAGAAAGCUUCCAAGGUCACAAAGAGUGGUUGGCCGAAGUCAACUAUCUUGGACAAUUUUCUCAUCCUCAUCUGGUGAAAUUGAUUGGUUAUUGCCUCGAAGAUGAACACCGCCUUCUUGCCUAUGAGUUUAUGCCCCGUGGAAGCUUGGAGAAUCACUUGUUCAGGAGAGGAUCAUAUUUUCAGCCUCUUUCAUGGAGCUUGCGUGUGAAGGUUGCUCUUGACGCCGCCAAAGGGCUUGCAUUUCUGCACAGUGCUGAAAAUAAAGUGAUAUAUAGAGAUUUCAAGACUUCAAAUGUCUUGUUGGAUUCUGACUAUAAUGCAAAGCUUUCUGAUUUCGGGUUGGCAAAAGACGGUCCAACCGGUGACAAAAGUCAUGUCUCCACCAGGGUAAUGGGGACCUACGGAUAUGCAGCACCUGAAUAUCUAGCGACAGGUCAUCUUACCACUAAGAGUGAUGUCUAUAGUUUCGGAGUUGUCCUGCUUGAAAUGUUAUCCGGUAAGAGAGCGGUUGACAAGAAUAGACCGUCUGGACAACACAACUUGGUGGAAUGGGCUAAACCGUAUCUGGCAAACAAACGUAAGAUUUUCAGCGUGAUAGACAGUCGGCUCGAAGGGCAGUAUUCAGCAGACGAGUCCUUCAAGGUAGCCACCCUUGCUUUGCGAUGCCUCUCAACAGAAUCCAAGUACAGGCCCAACAUGGAUGAAGUUGUUACUAUCUUGGAGCAGCUGAAGGUUCCUAAUGUGAAUGCAGGAAAUCCUAAGCGUUAUCGGAGAAAAAGUGCCGAUGAUGUUAGCCAUGCAAAGAAUAACACAUCUAUUGCUAGUACGAAGAGUCACAAUGCUUAUCCGCGUAUCACAUUGUCUCCUCUCUAUACAUGAAACUGUAGGUUCACACAAUCUUCAAACUUCGAAGAAUCGAACUCCCUGUGGCACCUCUGUAGGUAAUAGAAUGUACAUAUCAUAUUUUAGCAGUUAAAACUUCACACUAACGACUUGUCGGGCACGUGUCAGUGUUCAACACGAUAUAGACACACGACACUUGGUUACCGAUUUUUGUUAUAGUUUGUAUUGGAAUCAGAAUGGUGUGGUUUUUCCUACUGUAUUUUGUAACUCAUGGUUGUCAUUAGUACUGAAUACAUUUGUUAUAGUUAGUAAUGAAAUGGUGUGGAAUUGAUUUGGAGUAUAUAGAAAUUAGGUACAAAGUCAUAGAUGCAACUGUAGUGUAUUGUGUUGUUUGUGUUUGAGUACAGUGAGUGAGAGGUAAGUCAAGAAGCUUACCCUACUAGAUUAUGAUGAGGUUGCAAAAUCUUUUGACUUUGGAUAAUACUCCACUACACAUGAUUCUCUAUGUUAGUAUUUAUUAAUUUGGAUC
Molecule: messenger RNA, 1901 nt
Organism: Vicia villosa (hairy vetch)
Lineage: Eukaryota; Viridiplantae; Streptophyta; Magnoliopsida; Fabales; Fabaceae
Product: probable serine/threonine-protein kinase PBL9
Exons: 7
Coding region: 182-1408 (408 amino acids)
Biological process (GO): protein phosphorylation
Molecular function (GO): protein kinase activity; ATP binding
Source: RefSeq, a predicted model, not a curated record